This is a messenger RNA of Telopea speciosissima, 480 nucleotides long. RefSeq names its product thioredoxin-like protein CXXS1. The transcript is spliced from 4 exons. Bases 15 to 398 code for a protein of 127 amino acids. NCBI's taxonomy places the organism in Eukaryota, Viridiplantae, Streptophyta, Magnoliopsida, Proteales, Proteaceae. The record is from RefSeq and is a predicted model, not a curated record.
GAAGAAAAGAAAGGAUGGAAGGUCAAGUGACAGAGGAAGCUGUGAAGUCUAGAGUGGUGAAAGUGGAUUCGUUGGAAUCAUGGGAUUUGUUCAUUAGCCAAGCUAACUCCCAGCGCUGUCCUGUGGUGGUACAUUUCACUGCAACCUGGUGCAUGCCGUCGGUGGCCAUGAAGCCAAUCUUGGAAGAGAUGGCGUUGGUCCAUCAGAAUAUCUUGUUUCUUUCCGUAGAUGUGGAUGAAGUUAAGGAGGUGGCAUCGAAGAUGGAGAUAAAGGCGAUGCCGACUUUGUUGCUGUUAAGGGAGGGAACCCAAGUAGACAAGCUCGUUGGGGCCAACCCUGAAGAGAUUAAGAAAAGGAUUGAUGGUUUUGUCCACUCAUUCCGUGACUUAUUAAAAUGAGUUGAAAUCUUCGAAACAUUGAUGGUGUGGGAUAUUUUUUACAAUGUGAUGAUGCUAAUGAUGACCUAAUCUUUGUGAGAUG